Molecule: messenger RNA, 1143 nt
Organism: Adineta ricciae
Lineage: Eukaryota; Metazoa; Rotifera; Eurotatoria; Adinetida; Adinetidae
Source: the annotation of a GenBank genome assembly
AUGCUAAUAGAAAAUGCAACGAAUGCGCAGACUCAAGUCCAACUUGUUUCUUAUUCGGGUAUUGUCAAUCCGGAACACAUGUAUAAAAUGAAUUGUGUUCCAAUUGUAAAUGACGACGACACUGAUGAUCAAACGAAUGAACACCUACAACGAUUGUUUAUCGAUGAUUUUCUUCGUAAAUGCAACGAUUUCCAAGAAAAUGAACAAGUCGACUAUCUACCAGUCGAAAUUCGUCUCGGUACUGUCUAUACUUAUCAAAACCGUCGACAACAAAGUCAAUUUCCGAACAGUCUCGAUGGGCGACGUGUCACAGCACAUACAUUACGCAAUGAAGAACGUCGGCCGCGAAAUGACAAACACUUCCUAAUCACAUUCAACAAAAACAAAGGUAUCAAUGAUCUUCCAACAUUUGAACAUGAGUUAACAUGUGCUGGUUUUCGUCAAACGAAUGAUCAUCAAUUAACGUAUCGACUAUAUUUACGCUAUCAAACGCGACGAUUGAUUCUCGAAUUGAAACGUAAUCCGACUGAUCAACGAUUUUUCUCUGCGAAACGUCUAUUGAAAUAUUCGACGAAGUUCACGCAUGUUGAUGUCGUCAAAUCUAAACGAAACUCGAAUUUCACAGAAACAUUUGAUGAUAUUUUCGAUAUUCGCACGUCGAUUGGCAAAUGCGAUGAAGAAGAAUUGCAUAUCAACGACGAAUAUUGCGAUUUUAUUCAUAUUAAAGAUCUUGAACAAUGUGUUUUCGAAACGAAAUCCAAUACCGACGAAUAUGUUUAUCAGUUUAAUCGUGGCUUGUUACCAUACUUCGAUUUCUUUCAAAUCAAACAGACGGAUACAUAUGAUUACUCCUGUAUCGAUAGUCGAUUCUUCGGUUUGCGAGUUUCGAUCGAACAUCAAAUCGGCUAUGACCUAACUUCGAACUCGAAAGCGACAAUACCCUGCUUACAAACGACGAAUGUGAUCAUGGCGAAAUUAGUCUCCUAUGACUUCACAGAAGCGGAAGCGAAGCGGAUUUGGUUUAUUGGAAUGUGGCUGUCGGACUUAGCUACACGAUGUACGACUCGAGAUUUGCCACCUAACAAAAUCGUCUGUCGGCCGCCUGCUGGUCAAACUUCAAUCUAUCGACGUUCAGUCAGAUAA